GGAGCAAUGGCUUCUAUGUCUUACUAGAAGGGAAGAAUGGCUUUUUCAACCACCACUCGCCGUAACUUAUUCAAAUGUAUGCGUCGAAAUGUACAUAGGAAAACACUGACAACUCAGGCUGACAUGUUAAAGUUUGGUUUUAUGUUUGACAUCGAUGGUGUCAUCGUUCGUGGAAAGAAGUUGUUGCCGUAUGUAAAGGAAGCAUUCCAGUUACUUACAGACCGAUAUGGCAACUUCAGGGUCCCAGCAGUGUUUGUUACUAAUGCUGGGAACACCCUCCGUCAAAACAAGGCAGAACAGCUCUCCGAGUGGCUUGAUGUCAAGGUAAGCAGUGAUCAGGUGGUGAUGUCACACAGUCCUCUCAAGAUGUUUCCAGAAUUUCAUAAUAAACAUGUGCUUGUGUCUGGACAAGGUCCAGUGGAGGAAAUAGCACAGAAUCUAGGAUUCUCUAAAAUAACAACGAUUGAUCAACUACGUCAAGUCUUCCCCAAUUUAGAUAUGGUGGAUCAUAAACGAAGGAGGGCAUCUCCUAAGGAAGAAGACAUGAGACUGUUUCAACCAGUAGAAGCUGUUAUACUUUUCGGGGAGCCAGUGAGAUGGGAGACCAAUCUUCAGAUCAUUAUUGAUGUUUUACUUACAAAUGGGAAACCCAUGUUUGCUCCAAGGGAGAUUCCAUACCCCCACCUGCCAGUACUUGCCUGCAAUAUGGAUCUACUUUGGAUGGCAGAAGCAUGCAUGCCAAGGUUUGGACAUGGAUGUUUCCUCACCUGUUUAGAACAUCUGUAUAUGAAAAUUACCGGCCGAGAAUUAAAGUAUACUGGGUUAAUAGGAAAGCCAAGUGGAAUCACAUAUCAUCAUGCUGACUCUAUUCUUUGGCACCAGGCUAAGAGUCUAGGAAUCCAACAGUUAGACACACUGUACUGUAUAGGGGACAAUCCAGAGACAGACAUCUAUGGUGCUAACUUGUACAACAGAUAUAUUACAAGACGUCAGGAAGAGCAAAGGCUGAAGGUCAAAGUGCAGAACACAGCAGGUGGUGUGGCUCAUCUACAGGACACUGACACCGAUGAUGACAUGGAUGGUUUGGUUCAUUACACAGAGGAUACAGAAGCAGGACGACAUUUUGCUCGUAACUGUCACUCAAUCCUGGUGUGUACAGGAGUGUACUGUUCUUCACGGGAUUAUGUAUCUUACGAUUCUAGCCAAAUGUCCAAUCACAAUCAUCGCGACUUUGUACUAGAUCCUGAACUUAAACAACCCAAAAUUGUGACAGCGAAUGUACAUGAAGCAGUCAAAUUUGUGCUGCAAAAGGAGGGUUUGACUUGAUUAAUGUCCUUGCAUAGGUCUCUGUAGGUAAAUUAUAUUCUCUCAACUUUAAAUGUUAUCUAUGUUGCUUUUAAUGUGUGUAUUGUUGAUUCUUCCAAAAGAAUCUUUAUAGAGAUUGAGAUUUGUUAAGGUGAUAUUGAGUGUUUUAAUUUAAGUUUCUUGUUUUAGUUACAUUAAAUGGUUAUUUAGUAGGUUAUAACAGGGGCUAUACUCAUACAAAUAUAAUAUAUCAUCUUUAUCAUCUUUGCAACUAUAGAUCUGUUUAUUUUUUGUUUUGUUGAAAAUUUAUAUUGCAAAAACUUAUUGCUAAAACCCCAGGAAUUUGAAGUUGUCGAUUGAUUUGAGAAUUAUCGGACUAAGAAUGGAGUGUACAGAUCAAUGCACUUGUUUAGAUGAACAUGUCUAUUUGAUGACCUGAUUGAGAAUACAUAAGGUUACUUAAAGCUUGUAGUUACAAUGAAUCGAGGGUACAUUAUGUUACUUAAAGCUGGCUUUUUUGUUGCAGAAGUUAGGUUAUUUAAAACAGGCUUUUUGUACCAGAAGUAAUGUUGAUUAAUAUCAUCAAUGUCAUCAUCAUCUUCAUCAUCAUCAUCAUCAUCAUCAUCAUUGUAUAUAAAAAUAUAAGAACACUUUAACACAUUUCAAACUUUUUAGCAUUUUGGUUAAGAAUCUAUUAAAGCUUCACAAGGUUUGAAAUAGUUAUCAGUCCAACAGAAUUGCUGUUGCAAACAAAUGAACUGACAUAGUAUAUAUAUAUAUUACAUAUAUUUCCGAUAGUUCAUCUACUAAGGUCUGAAAAGAUAUUGUAAUAUUACUGAAUAACUUUUUAAAUGACUGCUUUAGAAUUUUGUUUAUAACCAUUUUACUGUUGAAAUUUGUCUCAAACCAGUGCUGAUUCACCUAAUACUUGUAUAUGUUUAUUGUUUAAGAAUUAUUAGAGUUAUUCCCCUUGAUUUUAUCGUGUUUCUGUACCCUAAAUCCUGUAGGAGGCUCGACUGUUCACAUGUUAAAAUGUAUUCAUGAAAGAGUUGACUGUAAGUUUAAUAAGUAAAGACAAUAAUGCAUCGACUAAUAUAACAAAACACUCAGGAAAUUAUCAUCACUGUUGACAUAAUUUCCAUCAGAUUUUCAUAGCCAAGGAACAGUUUGAUAUCCUAGUGAGGGUAUAUUCAUCUAUGGCAUCCUUUCAAGAACACCUUUAAGUAAACAGGGAUAUUGGGAUUGUCAAUCAAUGUUUAGAGUAAGUCUAAAUUCUCAGGUAAUGAGAUUCAAUUAGUUUGUAUCACCAUUUCUGUUGUUUUCUCUUCAUCUGACAGUUAGUAAUGACCAAAAGAUCAAAUAAGGAUCCAUUGCUUUGUUUUCCAAAAUCUUUAAAAAUUUUAAUGACAUUAGUGAACAUGUACACACAUCAUUGUAAUGAUAAUUUCUACAAUUUCAAUUCAAACCCAUGUUAAGUCUCACCAGAAGAGUAGAAAGGUACUCUGUAAUAUUUCUCUUGAUUAUUACAGUUUUCCCUGAUACCCGAUAAAUGUUUUUAUUGCACAAUAAUCAUAUUAUCAAACAAAUAUGACCUUGUUUUUUUUGCUAGAGAAUAUGUGUAACAUGACCAAUUUGUUAUGUUUUGAAAUGAUAAAGAAAAGACACCAUAGACUUAAAAUGUCAUAAUGAAGUCAAAAGUAUAGCAAAAUUAUGAUUGGAAUCCUUCAUAUCCUGAGUUUCAGGAAAGGAAUAUUUCUUCUAGCCGAUUUCUAUUAAUAUUUUCAGGUAUCAGGUAUUUAUGACAAUCAUAUUGAAAUGAGAUCUCUCAUGUUAAUCCAUGUCUCUCCAUACAAAUAAUUUUGUCAGAUUUGGUUUAUAUAUAUAUAUAUAUAUUACCUUAAGUUUGCAUAAACAUUUAGAGUCAUCAUUCUUGACUAUCAGACAUAUGUCCAGUGAUAAGCCAAUAGCUAGUCACAAGCCUGUCAAUAUCUAUUGCUGUCCCACGAAAAAGGUAUACAUUUUUCAAGAAUAAGUCCACCACGUGACCGAACCUGAAAUAAUGUGCUGGCAUUCCCAUCAAACCUUUAACUGUAAAUCUUAGCAGACAUCUAGUCAUUGCAUACAUACGGAACCAUUUUUGAUGAAAAUAAUAAAAAUGUUGGUAUUUUGUUUAGCCAUUUUACUGAUUUACAAAACCUUCAUGGUACAUAUACUUGUUUGUAAUUCGUUGUAAUCAUCUCAGUCUUAACAUUCUGCACCAGGUGGGGUUCCAACCAGUUGGUCUCCACUCUAUCACUUGACUGACGGGAAAUUCCUAUUGGGCUCUCCUACAUGCUUAUGGCCAAACUGUUUUAAACAUGGCCUUAUGAUAUUGUGGUUUGAAAGAUGUGUUGUGAAAGUUUAUUAUAAUCAGGAGCUUCAAGAAUUUGAGAAAAUAUUGCUUUUACUGUUUUUCCUGCAGCAAUUUUGUGUUUAUAGCCCAGAUAGGAACUUUAAAAUCAUUGAUGUCACUAGAAAAAGGAGGUGUUUAUUGGUCUAUAUAAAAUUGUGACAGAUUAAUUCACUUUGCCAUAUUCCUUGUCAUCACAGCACUUAUUAGAUUACUUUUUACAUUAGUUUUUCAUAUAAGGACUAGUUUUGUUUCUGACAGCAUUGGUAAAUUUUCAAUGCCCGGCUUUGAAACCCUUGUUCCUGGAGAUAUUUACACCGAAUUUUGUGAAGAGACUGUGUUCUUGUUUGUAUUUUGACAAACUGUUUUUUGUUAGUAAUAUUUUUUACAAAAGAAUCAUUACACUUGGCAUUGAGGACUUAACAUGAAAUAUGCAGUGUUUGGGUAAUUAAUGACUAGUCAACUAAAAUCUGUCGUAAACUAUUUCUCUUGGAUGAAUUCAAUAUUUUAAUCUUGCACACUUACUAUCAAGAUUUGUUCCAGGAUUAGCAUGUUUUACAUUUCAAUAGUAAUAAAAUUAACAUAUAAGAGGUGCAUUAACCAAGUUAUAUCCAAUAUAUAUGUUUGUAGAUAUGGAUGUAAGACAUACAAAACAAGGAGUACGGUACAUCUAUGUGUAAUUCUUAGACAGUAUGUUGCUCUUCUCAUAUGUUUGGCCUCUACUUAUACACUAGUAUGUCUUUCACUAUUGAAGUGUUAACAUAUCUAGGAAUGAAUGAGAUCAUAGAUUACUGCAAUAGUUUUGAAGAAACUAUGAAAAAGCCAGGGGAUGUAUGAACUGUGACAAUCACAUUAAAAAUCAGUGAAAAUUUGAUUUCUUAUGAGAUUUUGGUGACAUUUUCACAUUUUUAAUGGUGCUAGCAGUGAUACUCAUUAAAAUGUUUGAAAUGAUUUUUUCUAUUUUGCAUAAUAUGGUACAUGGAAUGUAAAAUUGCAUUUUUGAGAUAACUAACAAAACUCAGGUAUUUGUGUUUGGGAUUAUGAUCAGAGUGAUUUUACAUGUUCAAGAUAUCACUACUGGUUUUUGUCCUCUAUGCAUUGGUUGUCGAAGACUUCAAUGCAUAACAUACAAAGACUUGUGUGCUGUGAUGUGUUAGAUGGUUUAGAAGACAAUGCCAAUUCUCCACAUGGAUACAGAGAUAUAUGUAUGUACAAGAUAAAUGCCACAGAUGUUCUGUAAAGUAUUUUACCUGUAAAUAGUUGAUCCUUAUUCAAUUCAAAUUUUUGUUAAUUUUAGGGAUAAAAAGUACAUGUGUGUCAACUUUGGAUGAAUAUUCAUUUAGUUAUCAGCCAAAUGUUAUAUGAAAAGAUAAAAUCGAAGGUUUUAUUAAAUCAAAUAGAUGAAGGUUUUGUAUAUUGUGUGAUGAAAUAUUCAAGCAGAAAUUUAUCAAAACAUGUUUUCUGCAGUUUGAUUUCAAGUCUUUUUCAUCAUAAUACUGAAUUCAUGUCUUAAAUGCUCUCAAUGUCACAUAGUGCUAUGAAUGACAUUAGGUCUCUGGUCUACGACAUCCCAAUGAAAAAUGUAUGACACAAGGGAAUACAGAUGAUAUAUGGAUGUAUCCACUGCAUCAUGUGGUAGUCAUGUGAUUAUGUACUCUGUAUGAUUACAUAGAAAUCAAAUUGCACCAGGACAAUAUGAAAUUUACUGUGAGGGGAGAUAACCAAUAGAAAAACUCAGUUGUCUUUAGAAAUCUUCAUUACCAGUUCUACUGAAACAGAGUUUGAUUCCUUGCAGAAUGCUCACCAAUCUAUGGAUUUUGUGUAAUUUUUCACCCUUCAAAAUGAAACUUACCAGAUUAGAUUUUUCCUCUCUGGAAUACAUGUUAUAUUUUGAUAUGAUGUGGUAUUAAGUGUGUAAUUUUGAUUUAUGUUUUGUCUACUAUGGUUCUAUGAAUUAGUAAGUCAGCUUCUGACAAAACCCACAAGGCUAUUUGGUGAAAAGGAAUUGAAUGCACUUAAGUAAUUGUAUUUGUAUGAAUGUGAUGAGAAAAACAGAUGGGUGACAUUAAUAUAGAUUAUUUAUGUACUGCCUGUAUAUAAGUUUAUAGUAACACCCUCUAAAGUAUCGAGACUUGAUCAUUUACUUUGUUUAUUUUCUAUACAUUGUUGUCUUUAUGAGAUCACAUUCAUAGUUGUUACUAUAUAUGUGUAAUUUUAAUAGUUUGACACCAUGAGUGAACAAGCAAGACUGGAUUUUAAACAAUAUUAAAUUUGUUUUAAAUUAUG
Messenger RNA from Ylistrum balloti, 5980 nucleotides. Its product is annotated as haloacid dehalogenase-like hydrolase domain-containing 5. The record is from RefSeq and is a predicted model, not a curated record. The transcript has 8 exons. NCBI's taxonomy places the organism in Eukaryota, Metazoa, Mollusca, Bivalvia, Pectinida, Pectinidae. Gene Ontology annotation, biological process: glycerophospholipid biosynthetic process. Gene Ontology annotation, cellular component: mitochondrion. Bases 37 to 1326 code for a protein of 429 amino acids.